This is a messenger RNA of Lindgomyces ingoldianus, 893 nucleotides long. RefSeq lists its product as uncharacterized. NCBI's taxonomy places the organism in Eukaryota, Fungi, Ascomycota, Dothideomycetes, Pleosporales, Lindgomycetaceae. The record is from RefSeq and is a predicted model, not a curated record. Bases 284 to 697 code for a protein of 137 amino acids. The transcript has a single exon.
CUGCGGAUAGCUGUUGCGAUGACUUCACCGGACGACGGAACCGUUUCACGGCGACGUCGGCAAGGCUGAGACCGUCGCACGUGAGCAGUCUCGCAAUUUCCGCCCGAGCUUGGCCUUAUCUUCUUCCUUUUUGAAUUGCUCACAGUGUGCCUGAACGAUCACCAUGGACGCACAGAAAGAUAUAUAUGUAACGAGUCUUUAGGUAUUCUCGUCCCUCUCUUGUAGCCCUUUUCCCUCAUCGUUCCUUUCCUCGGGAGUCAUCAAAGUCUCCAAAUUUCAAGCCAUGCUCGCUACACGUUUCCUCCGCACAGCUCCCAAACACCAGCUCAGUCAGCCACAUGUACACAAAUACCCUCAACCCAUCCUUUACCAACUCCAACAUGAUCGACCCCAUCCUUCCAAUUUAAUUGUCUCUCGCGCUUUUAGCCAACCCGUCUCUAAACGACAAGAUGCAUCCUCAUCACACAAGUCCACGCCUCAAUCCCCAAAACCAAGACCGGCAUCGGGGAGCCAGGGGGUACUGCCAAAUCUCAACCUAAUAGAACUGAUAGGUGGCAACCGUGCUGUAUACUACACGGUCCUCGUCAUCUUAUCGAUUUUUGGUACGAUCGAAUCGAUUUUCUGGAUCAAAGUCAUCUAUGCCAAAUUCUUUGCAGCCGAGGAAGAGGAUGAGGGCGAGGAGAAGGAGGGAAGUUAGGAUCACGAGUGUGGCUGGUUUUGGGAAUCGCCAAGUCGUACUUUGUGCAUGAUGUCCCAAUUAUUUUCGUGCUGGAGAGACUUUAGCGAGGAAUUAAGGUCUAUCUCCUUUUUCGCUACCUGUGUUCCUAUCUUGGACCACUGGUUCACAACUGCUAUCCCCCUUUGUAUCACCCAAAUGAGUGAGCUCCCAUCAU